This is a messenger RNA of Cariama cristata (Red-legged seriema), 1962 nucleotides long. RefSeq names its product SWI/SNF-related matrix-associated actin-dependent regulator of chromatin subfamily A member 5. The transcript is spliced from 14 exons. Gene Ontology annotation, cellular component: nucleus; chromatin. The record is from RefSeq and is a predicted model, not a curated record. Gene Ontology annotation, molecular function: histone binding; ATP-dependent chromatin remodeler activity; ATP hydrolysis activity. The annotation marks the transcript as partial. Lineage: Eukaryota; Metazoa; Chordata; Aves; Cariamiformes; Cariamidae. Gene Ontology annotation, biological process: nucleosome organization; regulation of transcription by RNA polymerase II.
GAAUCUUUUGAUGAUGCAUCACCAGGAAAACAAAAAGAAAUCCAGGAAGCAGAUCCUACGUAUGAAGAGAAAAUGCAAACAGACAGAGCAAACAGAUUUGAGUAUCUGUUGAAGCAGACUGAGCUGUUUGCUCAUUUCAUUCAACCUGCUGCUCAGAAAACUCCAACUUCACCUUUGAAAAUGAAGCCUGGACGUCCACGAAUAAAGAAGGAUGAGAAACAGAAUUUACUGUCAGUUGGCGACUACCGCCAUCGUAGAACAGAGCAGGAAGAAGACGAGGAGCUGUUAACAGAAAGCUCCAAGACAACUAAUGUCUGCACUCGAUUUGAAGAAUCUCCAUCAUAUGUUAAAUGGGGAAAGCUGCGUGAUUAUCAGGUCCGAGGACUGAACUGGCUCAUCUCUUUGUAUGAAAAUGGCAUCAAUGGUAUCCUGGCAGAUGAGAUGGGUCUUGGGAAGACACUGCAAACAAUUUCUCUUCUUGGGUAUAUGAAACACUACAGAAAUAUUCCUGGUCCUCACAUGGUGUUAGUUCCGAAGUCCACUCUACAUAACUGGAUGAAUGAAUUCAAGAGAUGGGUACCUACACUUCGAGCGGUUUGUUUGAUAGGUGACAAAGACCAGCGAGCUGCCUUUGUCAGAGAUGUAUUGUUGCCCGGAGAAUGGGAUGUCUGCGUAACAUCAUACGAAAUGCUUAUCAAAGAGAAAUCAGUAUUCAAAAAGUUUAACUGGAGAUACCUAGUUAUAGAUGAAGCUCACAGGAUUAAAAAUGAAAAAUCAAAGUUAUCAGAAAUUGUGAGGGAAUUCAAGACUACAAACCGGCUGCUGUUAACUGGAACUCCGCUUCAGAACAAUUUACAUGAACUCUGGGCACUUCUUAACUUCCUUUUACCAGACGUCUUUAACUCAUCUGAAGACUUCGAUUCGUGGUUUGAUACAAACAACUGUCUAGGGGAUCAAAAGCUGGUGGAACGUCUCCACAUGGUGCUACGACCAUUCCUUCUACGUCGCAUUAAGGCUGAUGUAGAGAAAAGCUUACCUCCAAAGAAGGAAGUUAAAAUUUACGUGGGUCUCAGCAAAAUGCAACGAGAAUGGUAUACACGAAUCUUGAUGAAGGAUAUAGAUAUACUGAAUUCAGCUGGCAAGCUGGACAAAAUGAGGCUUUUGAACAUCCUCAUGCAGCUGCGAAAAUGUUGCAAUCAUCCGUAUCUCUUUGAUGGAGCAGAACCUGGGCCACCUUACACAACAGAUAUGCAUUUGGUCACCAACAGUGGCAAAAUGGUCGUAUUGGACAAAUUGCUGCCUAAAUUGAAAGAACAAGGGUCAAGAGUCUUAAUCUUCAGUCAGAUGACCAGAGUCCUAGAUAUCUUGGAAGAUUACUGUAUGUGGCGAAAUUAUGAAUAUUGUAGACUGGAUGGACAAACACCACAUGAUGAGAGACAGGCAUCUAUUAAUGCAUAUAAUGAACUUGGUAGCUCAAAAUUUGUGUUCAUGUUGAGUACACGGGCAGGAGGUCUUGGAAUCAAUUUGGCUACUGCUGAUGUUGUAAUUCUGUACGAUUCGGACUGGAACCCACAAGUAGAUCUUCAAGCUAUGGAUCGAGCGCACAGAAUUGGCCAAACAAAGACUGUUCGAGUGUUCAGGUUUAUCACAGACAAUACGGUGGAAGAAAGAAUAGUGGAACGUGCGGAAAUGAAACUCCGGCUAGAUUCCAUAGUCAUUCAGCAAGGAAGACUGGUGGAUCAAAACCUGAAUAAACUUGGGAAGGACGAAAUGCUGCAGAUGAUCAGACAUGGAGCGACACAUGUGUUUGCCUCAAAGGACAGUGAGAUUACAGAUGAAGAUAUCGAUCAUAUUUUGGAAAGAGGUGCAAAGAAGGUGAGAGAAAGUUUAAAAAAAAAACAAAAUCACAAACAGAAGCCCACUUGUAGACUUAAAUUUAAUGGCAAGAUAGUACAUCCCUAG